ACGAGGCCAGCAAGUAACCGUCAGUUAACAAGUGCAUUAGCAGUACGGUAGCCAGUCGCCAGUAGGCUCGGCCGCAGCAUGAGCAAAGCGACACUGCUCUAGUACUAUCAUAUUGCUAUUCUCUCCGCUGCUACCGGGUCUUUGCUUUCUUGGGAGCUGAUCCUCAGAGCCGCCCUCCUCGCCAGUCACCCGGCGAUGACUCGCGGGCAGCGGCGGCGGCGGUGGCGGAGGCGGAGGCAGGUCUAGGCUGUGUGACUGGCCGCGGGGGAGAGCAGGGAUGGCGGCACCGGGAACGAGCUCCGGCGGGGCCGGAGGCGAGGGGGGCGGGGAGGGGAGGGGGGCGAAGGUGAACCAGGAGCUGUGGUACGCGUGCGCGGGGCCGCUCGUGGCGCUGCCGCCGGCGGGGAGCCUCGUCGUCUACUUCCCCCAGGGCCACAGCGAGCAGGUAGCAGCAUCAUUGCGAAAGGAUGCAGAUGCCAAAAUUCCGAGCUAUCCAAAUCUUCCAUCUAGACUUAUAUGCAUCCUCCACAGUGUCACUAUGCAUGCUGAUCCUGACACGGAUGAGGUUUAUGCUCGAAUGACUCUCCAGCCGGUUAGCAAUGUGACACAGUGUGACAAGGAGACAUUGUUGGCAUCAGAGCUUGCACUAAAACAAACCAGACCACAAACAGAAUUCUUUUGUAAAACACUGACUGCAAGCGAUACAAGCACUCAUGGAGGUUUCUCUGUGCCACGGCGUGCUGCAGAGCGGAUUUUCCCCCAUCUUGACUUCUCAAUGCAGCCUCCUGCUCAGGAACUGCAGGCCAGGGAUUUGCAUGAUGCAAUUUGGACAUUCCGUCAUAUAUAUCGAGGCCAGCCUAAAAGGCAUUUGCUGACUACCGGCUGGAGCCUAUUUAUUAGUGGAAAGAGACUUCUUGCUGGUGAUUCAGUCUUAUUUAUUAGGAAUGCAAGACAGCAACUCCUCUUGGGGAUAAGGCGAGCAAAUAGGCAACCUGUUAACCUCUCAUCAUCUGUUUUGUCCAGUGAUAGUAUGCAUAUUGGAAUUCUUGCUGCUGCAGCCCAUGCAGCAGCGAAUAACAGCCAGUUCACAGUAUUCUAUAACCCAAGGGCUAGUCCUUCAGAAUUUGUGAUUCCUUUUGCCAAGCACCAGAAGGCUGUCUAUACCAACCAAAUAUCUCUUGGCAUGCGGUUUAGAAUGAUGUUUGAAACAGAAGAAUCUGGAACAAGAAGGUACAUGGGAACAAUAACUGGUACAAGUGAUCUGGAUCCUGUAAGGUGGAAAAACUCCCAGUGGCGCAAUAUUCAGGUUGCAUGGGAUGAAGCAGCACCAACUGAGAGGCGCACCAGGGUUUCCCUCUGGGAGAUUGAGCCUGUCAUUGCUCCGUUCUUCAUCUAUCCCUCACCAUUGUUCACUGCAAAACGUCCGAGACAACCUGGGAUAACAGAUGAUGAGACCUCCGAAAUGGAGAAUCCUUUUAAGCGGACCAUGCCAUGGCUUGGUGAGGAGAUUUACAAGAAAGAUCUGAAUACUCACAACAGUCUAGUUCCUGGAUUAAGUUUAGUUCAUUGGAUGAACAUGCAACAGAACCCCUCUCUCGCUAGCACAAUUACGCAACCAGAAUUGCUAAACACAUUAGCUGGCAAACCUGUACAAAGUCUGGCUGCAGCUGAUCUAUCAAGGCAGAUCAGCUUCCAGCCCCAGUUCCUGCAACAAAAUGACAUCCAGUUCAACACUUCUCUGCUUCCCCCACAAAACCAGCAGACCAAACAGUUAGCAAAAGUGACAGCUACACCAAACCAAUUGGGAAAUGUUAUAGUACCACAGAAGGUAGUUCAAGAUUGCAAUUCCGAUCAGAAGCAGCAUGCGAUUAUUCAACCAGUGCAAGGAAGCCAACCAAAGAUAAAUAUCGCACAACCUCAACUUGUUGUUCCAACUCAACUCCAGCAACCUCAAGUCAUUCUCCAGGCUCAGCCUCAGCAACCUCAAGUCAUUGCCCAGGCUCAACUCCAGCAACAGCAACCUCUGGUUCAAAAUCACACCAUUGUACAAGGAGGUCUUCAACAAAUCCAGCUUCUGCAGCAACAGCAACCACAUCUGCAGCAGCAGCCGCAGCAGGUUCAGCAGUUAGUGCAGGAACAGCAGCAAAUAAAGAUACAACCUGUUCACGUACCCAAUGAUACAAACAUGACCACACAGCUAUCUGAUCAUCAAAUGAAAAUACAAAUAUUGAAGGCUCUACAGCCACAGCAGCCUCUGAUCAUGGAGCAGCAGAAAAUGAUCUUGGAUUUGCAGCAACAAAUGGUAAACUCCCAGUCUACUGCUCAGCAGUGUGCACAGGUAUCUAACCAAGUGGUUGGCAUGCAUAAUAGUAGCACUAUUCAAUACCCGACGCAGCAAAAGACUCAACCUCACCAACCAAUUCAAUAUUUUCCUGGGAAUGACGUUUCUGUUGCAAAAUCAGAAAUUGUUACCUCCAUGGGUGCUCGCUCUUUGCAUGUGCCUAGUGGAGUGCAGUCAUUGAAGAGAGAUGAUGUCCCCCCUUCUUCAACAUCAGCAUCCCCACAGAGUAAUCCUGUUCUUUUGCAAUCAAUCCCAAGUAGCUCCAAGAACCAAAGUUUACUUACUGCAGCAAAGACACCUCAAUCAUCUGUUGUAUUGGGCCCUACAAUUGAACAGGAAACUAAGCCUUAUCAGAGCACAAAGCAAACAGUGACGAUUCCCAAGAUGACUGAACAAAGACAAACUACCAGGCAAGACUACAUGAACAACACUCCUCAGAUGGAUUAUUUGGACACGUCCUCUUCAGCUACUUCAGUUUGCCUUUCUCAGGCUGAUGGAUCAUUGCAACAGCCACCUUCAUCCUUCAAUCAGCAUCAGCUGUUGAGAGACACAGUUCCAGAUAGCGAGUUUGAGGUUUCAGAUCCAGGAAAUAACCUUCUAUUUGGGGUAAACACUGAUGGCCAACUGGAGUCUCUUAAUGCAGAUGCUUUGCUUGCAAAUAACAUUGAAACCGAGAAAUACAUGAAUCAUAUGCCAGGAAAUGGCAUCUCUAACUAUAUUUCAUCGAAGGAUUCUCAACAAGAGUUAUCAUCUUCAAUGCUUUCACAUUCAUUUGGUGUUGCUGAUAUGGCAUUCAAUUCUAUAGAUUCUUCAACCAAUGAUGCCCCAUUCUUAAACAGAAAUUCCUGGGCUCCAGCUCCUGCACAUCAAAGAAUGCGAACCUACACCAAGGUGCACAAGCGUGGUGCUGUAGGAAGAUCUAUCGACAUCAACCGAUAUUCUGGAUAUGACGAACUGAAACAUGACAUUGCCCGGAUGUUUGGUAUUGAGGGGCAACUCAGUGACCAAAAUAGAGUUGGCUGGAAGCUAGUAUACGAAGAUCACGAGAAGGAUGUUCUAUUAGUUGGCGAUGACCCAUGGGAGGACUUUGUGAACUGCGUGCGGUGCAUCAGGAUUCUUUCUCCACAAGAAGAAAUGAAAAUGAGAUUGGUUGGUAACUUUGGAGACAGCUUUCUACACAACCAAGCAUGCAGCAGUUCGGGUGGGGGUCAGCCCUGGAGGUUCACCGGUGACUAGAAAGUAGAAACUCAUCAGCUUAGAUUUACUUAAAUGGCCAAUAUAUCUACUGGUGCCACAAGAUCGUCAUUCUUAUCUGUCAGUCUGACCAUAAUGUGAAGGAUGAAUGGCGAUGAUAUUUUAGGCUCCGGAAUUCUGAACCUUGAGUCCUUGAGUAAACUUAUACACUAUGAAGUUCAUGCAAACAGUGAACAUCAGAUGAAGAACGAGUUGCAAUGCAGCGGAAAAAGUUCCUCCAGAAAAUGUACUUCUGUCUGUAACACUCUAUGUUUUAGCAUUUAGAGGAUAACCCAAAAUUCACUCUAAUUUUAUUUUUUUUAUAAAUUAAUGUCAAACUAAAACCAAUGUGUGCAUAUAUACACACACAUAGGUA
Messenger RNA from Phragmites australis (common reed), 3950 nucleotides. RefSeq names its product auxin response factor 21-like. Lineage: Eukaryota; Viridiplantae; Streptophyta; Magnoliopsida; Poales; Poaceae. Gene Ontology annotation, molecular function: protein binding; DNA binding. Gene Ontology annotation, cellular component: nucleus. Gene Ontology annotation, biological process: regulation of DNA-templated transcription; response to hormone. The transcript has 13 exons. The record is from RefSeq and is a predicted model, not a curated record. The coding region runs from base 278 to 3577 and encodes 1099 amino acids.